CUCGAACUUAUAUCAACUUUCGUGCGCCUGAAAUGAAUACGAAUAUAUGAGUUAAUAAGUGCUGGGAAAUAAAUCUGCGAAAUGGAGGUUGAUCCUGAAGAGACGACCGAGACAGUGGCGUGGACUCGACUAACAAUUUUUGGGCACCUCAAGAAAGAUCUGAAUACCAAUUUAGAUAACCAAAUCGAUAUUUUGGGACGAAGUUUGAAUAGAGAAGCGGAUUCCUUCACCAUUCCAUUAGCUUCGCGACUGGCGCUAAAGAAGAUUUUGUGCACACUAAAAUUAAAAUUGAAAGAAGCUCACUAUAUGAAAGAAAGAUUUUUGCACAAAAAUCAGAGCUGGCUGGAAACUUUCACAGUCAUACAGAUUUUGUUAAAGAAAAAUGUUCAACCUCCCACAGACAAAGGCAAGAGAAGCGGGCGAGGAAUACGUGGAAAUAAGACGCCUUUGGGUUUAUCUCAACCUCGUCGAAAGAGGAAAGGAAAAAAUAAUAACAUUGCAAUUUGGAACGCAAAACGACGAAUGGACGGAAUAGAAGACAAAUGCUUGAUAAAAGAAGAAGCUAUCAUAAAAGAAGAAACUAUCGUAAAGGAAGAACUGGACCUAGGCGCAUGGGAAUUGACACAAGAAGAAGAAACAAGUCGAGUGAUAAAUUCUGGAUUUCGAUUCGAUUUGCGCGAGAAUCCUGAAAAUGAGAGACGUGCCAGAAAUUCAGGAAAAGCAUAUUUGAACCGCCAUGGACAACUGGUACCUGCCAAAUCCAUGAAAAAGUCAUGCACUGUAUCAUCAAGACAUUCAUGUAAUUUAGAUUGUGCACAAAAAUUAAUCCCCGAAAGCAGGAGAGAAAAGAUCUUUCAGUAUUUCUGGAAUCUACCGGAUCGUUUCAAAAAAUAUGAAUUUAUCUGUCGCCAUGUUAGGUUGAUCCAACCGAGAAAAAGGAAGUUAAAUCCCUCGACUUCUAAAAUGAGGAAUUACAGCCGGUUCUAUUUUUUGCCACUGGGUGGUAAAUUAGUAAGAGUUUGCAGAACUACUUUCACUGCAACUUUAGACAUCAAUGAACAGUGGUUGAGUACAGCUUUUAAAAAAUUUGGCCAUCUCUCCUCUGGACUACAAUUAGAAGAAAGUGAGCUGGAGUUAGAAAAUGUUGAUCAGAAUAGCACCGAAGAAUUUGAAACUAAACUUUUGUUCGGUGAACCAGAUCCUCUCGAUAUUCAACAGGCUAAAGAUUCAGACAAAGAUAUCUUUGAUCCAGAUGAGUCAUCAAUGAUGCACUUGCGGAGUAGAAGUCUUGCGGAGAUGGAAGGCAUCUUCAAUUCACGCGAGGUCGUUUUCGAUAAUGAAGAAAGCGAUAGUAAUUCAGAUGCAGAUGACUUGGAGACGCAUGAAAAUUCAGAAACGGAAGAAGAUGCUGCUGAUGAUUUUCUUGGGGAGUCUGGUGAGGAGAUACUGAACAAAGCUGAGGCAUUAAUUCCUGCAGUGGCAGAAAGUGAAAAACAACGAGGACCUGGACGACCUUCAACUAUUUUGCGAGAAGAACCGGUUAUUCUAAGACGCUCACGGAAACGCAAAAGACAACCUCAUACCCAUAAACAUUUUUUGGCCAAACAAAAAGUUGAACGUGGUCUCCAACGGACAACGGCUUCUGGCAAAGUGAUCCCUGCUAAGAAAUUCGUACCACAAAUUGCCUGCACUUGCGGUUUCAAAUGUGAUACAAAAAUAGAUAUACUUCGCCAAAAAGAAAUAUUUUGCACCUAUUGGGAGCAGUCAAAUAAAGUCCAAAAAACCUUGUUGAUCCGCGAAUGUGUUGAGAAGAUCCCAGUUGCACACAAAAGAGAUCCUCAUUUGCCACUUAUUUCACUGAGAAAAGUUGAAUUUAAUUUUCACUUUUUCCUCCUCGACGGUCAAGGUGUUCGUCAAAAAGUGUGUCGGCCAUUUUUCCUGCAGUGCUUUCAAGUAUCUCCGUCAACUAUGGCACGAGCUGUCAAUGGUGCAUCAACGAAUCCCAGCGCCAGCGAAAGAAGGGGCAAACAUGUUCCAAAAAAUAAAACCAGCGAGGAAGCAAGAAAAAACGUGAUCGAAUUUAUAAACCGAUUCCCGACUUAUGAAUCGCAUUAUGGGCGAUCUUCGUCGGAAAACAAAUAUUUAAACUCAAAUUUGAACAUUGCAACAAUGCAUAGAAUGUACAAGGAAAACUGUGUACAAGAUGAUGUACCAUCGGUCUCGGAAACGAUUUUUAGACAAAUUUUUAACGAAGAAUUCAAUUUGUGUUUCAAGAGACCCCAUACUGACAUGUGUAAAACGUGCGACAUUAUAAAAAACGAAAAAGAUAAUCUUGACUUGACACAAGAAGAGAGAAAAAGUUUAGAAGAGAUGGAAAAACAACACAAUGAGCUGAAAGGGAAAGUUUCUAAGGAUUUUGAAAAUGAUGUUAAUAAAUCCCAGAAAACAAGUAGCAUAAGAGUCCUAACAUUUGGUUUACAGAAAGUUCUGGCCACACCUGCAUUAUCGACUAACGUCGCAUUUUACAAGAGACAGCUGGCAACGUACAAUUGUUGCAUUUACGAUGAAACAGCUAGAAAGGCUUAUAUGUACAUUUGGUCGGAAAAUGUUGCUUCGCGAGGAGGGGAAGAAAUCGGCUCCUGCUUACUGAAACAUCUGAAAACAAACAUCCCCGACGAAACGGAUCGCAUCGUGCUUUAUUCAGACUGUUGUGGAGGACAGAACAGGAACAUAAAAGUCAUCUUGCUAUUGAAACAUUUCAUGUUUUCAAGCAAGAUUGAUUUGAUUGAACAUAAAUUUUUAUGCUCUGGUCAUAGCUACAAUAGCUGUGACCGAAAUUUUUCUUACAUCGAAAAGGAAAAAAGAAAGCAUGAUGGUGUAUACGAUCCUGACCACUGGAUCGAAAUCAUCAGUCAAGCACGAAAAACGGAACCCAAAUUCGUCGUUACGAAAAUGGAAAAAAAUGAUUUUUUUUCUACGCAGGAGUUGGAGCAAUUGAUAACGAAUCGAAAAAAUGAUACAGAAAAUCGUAAAAUCAAUUGGCUCUCAGCAAGAGUUUUGAAACAUGACAAAGAGCAGCUUUUCAGCGUGUAUAUGAUUGACAAUGACAACAUACUACAUCGUCUCAACAUUGCCAAAAAAAAUAUCACCGAACAAGAAUUUGGUGAUGUCAAGCUGUCCUUGCUAUACCUAAAUGGGAACACAAUUACCAAAAAAAAAUAUGAAGAUCUCAUUGAACUGUGCAAAUUUAUACCCCAGAAAUACAGACAUUUUUAUAAAAACUUAAGAAUGAAUGAUUUAGAAAAAGAUUUUGAUUUGGCCAGCGGAGGCGAAAGCGACGAAGAAUAAUUUUUUUUCACUACUUCCGAGAAUAAUUCAAUCGUACUUAUUUUUUCUUUCCGUUUAAUAUGAUUGUUGUAAUUACAUAAUUGAAUUUCGUAUACACAUUUUAAGUC
This is a messenger RNA of Belonocnema kinseyi, 3455 nucleotides long. RefSeq lists its product as uncharacterized. The transcript has 8 exons. Bases 82 to 3348 code for a protein of 1088 amino acids. NCBI's taxonomy places the organism in Eukaryota, Metazoa, Arthropoda, Insecta, Hymenoptera, Cynipidae. The record is from RefSeq and is a predicted model, not a curated record.